ACCCCCUCGCUCCUCCUCGCGAAGUCCGCUAGCAGGUCCUCCCCUCGCCAAUGUGACCUAGUGGCGAACAACACGGACUGGCGUAGAGACUUUCUCAACUUCCCCGCCACACGCAUGAAAACAAACGCCGACUUUUGAAUAAACCUAAACGGGACUACGUUUUCAAGGGCUGCACAUUGUUUAAGAUACAGCCAGAAAGAGUGUGAGAGAUUGGGCGAAGUUGCAGGCAAGUUGGUCUCUGUUUUGGAAUGCAGGUCGUACUUGAACUUGAGCUGCUUCGGCUACCUUCUCGACGAUGUGAACUCCGCACAACACGAGCAGGCAACGUUCGGUGUUUGGAUGCUCUUCUCACGUGUGCAGAGGAGUAGCGCUCGUUAACGGGUCUACAGAGGCGGCGGCGCCGCCGUAGGUAACGGAUCAUCAGCACCACGAGCAUGGACUACCUGAAUUCAGCCAGGUUACACGGGUCAUCUCAACCACGCAAAAUGAUGGCCGCGUUCGCUCUGCUGUUUGUUCUCGCUGUUCUUUCCCGCUGUGUUGAGGGUUCCUCUCUGCACCCCUUUGACCCGCGCUCUGGCAGCCUGACCCUGGGGAAGGGUGUGGGGGGGUGGCCCCCCCUGGGGAAGGGGGUAGGGUGGCCCCCUAGGGACACACAGUGCCACCACAUGCUAAAGCACCUGCACCACGGGGCCCGCAUCACUGUGCAGAUGCCUCCCAACAUCGAGGGUCAGUGGGUUUCCACCAGCUGUGAGGUGCGUCCAGGGCCAGAGUUUGUGACGCGCUCCUACCGCUUCUACGGCAACCACACCUUCCAGGCGCACCAGUAUUACUACGCCGACAACCACUGCACCACGCCAACGCACACACUGGUGGCGCGCGGGCGCCUGCGUCUCCGCCAGGCCUCGUGGAUCGUUCGCGGCGGCACCGAAGCCGACUACACCCUCCACAGCCUCCGCCUGCUCUGCCACACCGAUGCCGCCGCCGCGGAGAUCACACAGCGCCUCAGGCGCAGCUGCCACGGCUCGGGGGUGGUGCAGGAGCAGGAGGCGGGGCUGGAGGAGGGAGGGGUGGGUCUUGCGCUGGGUGGGCGGGGCCUGGAGGCGGGCGUGAGCUACGAGCUGUGGAAUGACGGGGAGAAGGGGUGUGACUGCCCGCGAGGACUGGACUUCGCCAUGCACGAGCUGCAGCUCAUCCGGCUGGAGAAGCAGUACCAGCACCACAACCUGGAGCAGCUGGUGGAGGAGCUCUUCCUGGGCGACAUACACACCGAGCCCUCGCAGAGGAUAUACUACAGGCCAUCCAGCUACCAGCCAGCACUGCAGAGCACUAAGACACAUGACCAGGCGUGCAUCACAUGCCGUAUAAUCUCACGGGCGGACGAGGUCCAUCCGCCCAUCCUGCCGCCGCGCGGGGACCUGAUGGUGAACCUGCACGGCCACUGGGUCUCGCAGCGCUGUGAGGUGCGACCAGAAGUGCUCUUCCUCACGCGCCACUUUAUCUUCCACGACGACAACAACACGUGGGAGGGACACUACUACCACUACUCUGACCCCGUGUGCAAACACCCAACUUUCAGCCUGUAUGCUCGGGGACGCUACAGUCGAGGCAUGACCUCCACGCGCGUCAUGGGAGGCACAGAGUUCGUCUUCAAAGUGAACCACAUGCGUGUGCUUCCUCUGGACCUGGCCACCACCUCCCUGUUGAACGUGUUCAGCGGUGACGAGUGCGGCCCUCAGGGCUCCUGGCGGCUGGGCGUGGAGCAGGACGUGACGCCCACGGGGGGCUGCGUGGCGCUGGGCGUUCGGCUGCCUCACACCGAGUACGAGCUCUUCCGGCUGGAGGAGGACACCCACGGGCGCCGGCUGCUCUUCAACGGCCAGCGGCCCAGCGACGGGUCCAGCCCCGACCGCCCGCAGCGCCGCGCCACGUCCUACCAGACUCCCAUGGUGCAGUGCAGCGGCACCGCACAUGACGGCCGUCACCACGGCAACCACGCUGAGGAAGAGGAGGGCGGACCCGACUAUGGAGGCAGGGAGGGUAGGGAGGGGGGUGCGGAGGGACGGCACGGGGGAGCAGACCACCGCAGACGAGGCACACAGCCCAGGAGUGGUGGGGUGGAGGGGCGUCGGCGUGGCGAUGUGGAGGUGGUCGCCCUGGCUACUGCACUGGUGCUGUUGGGUGUGGGCGUCCUGGGUUGAGGGGUGAGAGCGGAGACAGAGAACUGAAAAGGGUGAUGGAGGAGAGGAGAGGAGAGGUAGAUACAGAGAGGAGUGGACAUGAUGCAGCCUCCCUCAAAAACAAACAUACACAUACACACACACACACACACACACACACACCUGAAUCUAUGCUCUUGACCAGAGACAUGACAUGAAAUGGCUUUUCCUAUGUGCCUUAUGUCAGCCUUGUUUUGAAUUUACUUGUGAAGUUUUGCUUUGCCACUUUUGUGUGGUCCUGAAGCUGGAAGCUGGACACCAAAGCGAGACGCGUCUGCCCAUCCCCUCCUUCCCCUCUCUCUGAAGGUCGCUCCGACAGCAGCCUACGCUGGUGCAGUUCUGGCCCAGAUUUGGCCCAGGGCCACAGCAUCAGUCAGCCGCUCCCUAACCUCUCAGCUGCACACAGCGACUGCACUUUACCUGAGCGCACCUGCAGAGCGUGUCCUCCCUCCCUCCCUCACACACCUGGAACCUGGACUCAGACGCACCAAGAACUCUUUGAUUUUGAUGAAUUGGUUCUCAUUAUGGAGUGGCAUUUUAGAGGCUAAAUUAGUUUUAGCUGUUUAAAAGUAUCUGAAAAGCUAAAUGAGUUUUAGCUGUUUAAAGGUAUCUGAAAAGCUAAAUGAGUUAGCUGGUUUAAAGCAUCUGAAAAGCUAAAUGAGCUUUAGCUGGUUAAAAGCAUCUGGAAAGCUAAAUGAGUGUUAGCUGGUUAAAAGCAUCUGAAAAGCUAAAUGAGUUUUGCUAAAGAGGUUUCAGGGGAUUGAGGGGCUUCCUGAUGCUCUUAAAUUGGACCCUCAUCCUCAUUGGCUGUAAUUGCACCAUGGUUCCCUAAAUGUACAUACAUCUAUGCAGUGGGGUAGUGAACAAAUGGACCAUUACAGUGCUAUGGCAAUAAAACAUAUCAGUUAAACCAUCACCAUAUGCAACUCACUAUACCCAAGUGUUCUCACACACCCGCACCAACCUCCACCUGUUUACUGUAAAUGGCACAAACGUGUUCAACAACUCGCUGUGAGUUCAUACAUUUUUUUCUCUUUUUGGUGACACUGUCUAGUGACACAGGUAUACUCUACUCUGGUGUGUGUUUGGACGAUGCAAACACGCGUGGAAGCGUCGAGCAGAGGACUGGCCAGUGAUGUGGUGGUACGUCACUGUGGCAUAUGGUUGUAAGACAUAUGUAAAGGGUCUGUGCGAGUGCGUACUGGAGUGUAUUAAGUAUACUGAUCUACGCUGAGUUCUCAUGGUGAAGGUGUGUGUAUUCUCUGCAGGCUGACAUGCCUCUGGUGUUGAAAUGGUGUGUGUGUGUGUGUGUGUGUGUGUGUGUGUGUGUGUGUGUGUGUGUGUGGUGUGUAGAUAGGUUCUCAGAUUCAGAUGGUGGGGGACACUUUAUGCCAAACUGUAGCUGUAUAAUGGUAGAUCCGAGGGUUACACGUGACACACACACACACACCUCUGUUACAGGAAGACCAAAGUUGUGUAUGUCAGCGAUUUGAUACAUUCUUUUCUAUUCUCAAGUACAUACACACACACACACAGAUGAAAGAUGUGAGGCACCUGGGUCACAGGUGUGAACUUUGUGCUAACACAGACACACACACCUCAUAGGUGGAACAUUAUAACGCAUAACUGGAUUCUUAACCAUGUACAACAUUAAACAUUUGACACUGUU
Messenger RNA from Clupea harengus (Atlantic herring), 3885 nucleotides. RefSeq names its product protein APCDD1. The record is from RefSeq and is a predicted model, not a curated record. NCBI's taxonomy places the organism in Eukaryota, Metazoa, Chordata, Actinopteri, Clupeiformes, Clupeidae. Gene Ontology annotation, biological process: negative regulation of Wnt signaling pathway. Gene Ontology annotation, cellular component: plasma membrane. Gene Ontology annotation, molecular function: Wnt-protein binding.